UGACCUUCUCCAUAUACAUUCUAACUGUCGGACAGCAGAAAAGAUGGCGUUGACGAUGCUUGACUACCUUUUUGACAGAGAAACACAGGCCUCCUCUAAUGUAUCAGGCAUGGGCAAACAUGGAAAGCGACAACUUGAUCCUCUCAUGAUCUACGGUAUCCGAUGUCAUCUUAUACAUAGAUUUGGCGUUAAUGAAGCGGACUGGCAUCGAAUUAAACAAAAUGUAGACUCUAAAUGCAGAACAGCAUUUCGCAGAAAGCAGAAAGGAAUGCCACUUACAGUGAAGGCAUUCCGAGGAAAAUCUACCCCCACCUAUAUACAAGUGGGACCAGAUGAAAUGGGCAGUGAUGAGGACUCUCUUCAGGAUGCAGAACUACAUAUACACCAGGGCCAACUGGAUUUAAAACAGACCAUGGCUGCCAUGCAGACAGAGGGCUUACCACCAGGGGAAAUUCAGAUACUACAUGCCACACCUGAACAGAUAUCUCAACUCCAGCAGGCUCACCACAUACAGAUACUACAGGGGGAUCAAGUCAUCCAAGUUCCAAUGCCUAUGACCCAGACAGAGGACGCUAACAACCUCCAGGUGGCAGUGUCUUUGCCCCAAUCUGACAGUGUACGUGUGGCCACAGUGACGACGGAAGAUGGGGAUGUCGUACAACUUGCUCAAGUAGAUCCUGGAGUGGCUGACCAAACAAGCUGAGGCUGUCACACAUGAUAACAAGGAACAAUAUGUGAUAGUGCUUGUGUUAUCAGCUACCUCUAUAUGUCUCAUAAUUAUUUUAUAUAACAUCAGUGUGUUUGUUAAAACUCAUCAGAUAUCACUUAUCAGUAUCACUGAAAUAGAUUCAAAGGUUUGAAAAGCAGUAUAAGUAAGAAAUGUCUUUCUAUUUAAAGUUGAAAAUAACUUGAGUGUAAGCAUGUUAUCUCAUAAAUACUUAUACACUAUACUUCUAUAAUUUAUAAAUUUUUAAUGAAUUCGAUUUUGUUUAUAUCAAUUUAUGACAAAGGUUUUACACACAAUUCAGAUGAUGAAUAUAGUAUUCAUAUACAGUAAAAUCCUGCUGACUUAUAUCUGUUGGUGCCGGAACAAUAUUUCAAGGAAUACAAGGUAUUCAGAAAACUUGUAUAAACACAAGUGUGGUUGAUCAGCACUGUCAAGAGCCAUUUCGGCAUCAAUUGACUUGUGGUACGCAACUUUUUCAAGUUAAAUAUAACAUAUCCCGCCUGAAAUUUGUUGAAUCAGACUUAUUUUGGUCAAAGGUCAGUAAAUCAAACAAAAGGAUUGAGCAUUAAGGAUUGAAGAUUUCUGAAAGUUACUUGGCUUCUCUGCCAACUCCCAUUCAAUGAAUAGAUAGGAUUGAAACAAGAAAUUACUAACCUUCAGAGCCAAGGCAGAGUUUAAGGUUUUUAAGAAAUAAAAAUUCAAGCAAUCCUACCACAAGGUACCAACUUUACCAAAAGUGGGGUUUUGAAGAUGAAAGUCACAGUACUGCAGGUGGAUUCCACUGAAGCUAAAAGUUGAAUAUUAAAGGUGGUCAUCACCCAUGUAGUAAAAUGUUGGGGGGAAUAUCAAAUUUCAGACAUAAUAAAUUUUGCCUCCAGAUGGA
This is a messenger RNA of Pecten maximus, 1610 nucleotides long. Its product is annotated as protein BANP-like. Gene Ontology annotation, biological process: protein localization to nucleus; negative regulation of protein catabolic process. NCBI's taxonomy places the organism in Eukaryota, Metazoa, Mollusca, Bivalvia, Pectinida, Pectinidae. The record is from RefSeq and is a predicted model, not a curated record. Gene Ontology annotation, molecular function: DNA binding.